Molecule: messenger RNA, 729 nt
Organism: Penicillium canariense
Lineage: Eukaryota; Fungi; Ascomycota; Eurotiomycetes; Eurotiales; Aspergillaceae
Product: GNAT family N-acetyltransferase
Exons: 2
Coding region: 1-729 (242 amino acids)
Molecular function (GO): acyltransferase activity, transferring groups other than amino-acyl groups
Source: RefSeq, a predicted model, not a curated record
AUGGCUUCAGUGUGUCUACGACCAAUCUGUCGCGAGGACCUCCCGUUCGUGGCCGAUGUGGCCGCGCAGGCCAUGCUGGAGGACGAGCUCUUUGCCUACCUCUGUCCGCACCGCCACACUCACUAUGCAGACUUCCGACUUGCCUUCUUGCGACGCCUGAAGCGGCGAAUGGUCACACCAGGCUGUGUGAUGGUCGUGGCGGUGGAACAGACCGAGCCGGAGCAUGAGCUCAACGGUGGAGCGCGGAUCCGUGGCUACGCCGCGUGGGAGCGGAUGGGUACUGGCGCAGGGGCGGCGCGGUGGCACCAGUCAAAGAAGGGGUCGUGGCAUGCGCUCGAGCGUUUGCUCCUUGCAAUUGAAGACCGCUACCUCGCUCUCGUCGCCCCAGACCGCAGCGUCGACCUUCCCAAGCUCGCACACUACAAGCAAGCCUCUGCGGUGGACUGCUUCCCCUUCGACACAUACCCGGAGCUCUGGUACCUCGACAGCUUGGCCGUGGACCCUGGUUUCCAGCGGCGCGGGAUUGGUCGGCAACUGGUCGAAUGGGGAUUACAGCAAGGGAGGCAAGAGCAAGUCGCCGUGGGCUUGGAGGCAAGCAUCAAAGGCACCUCGUUGUAUGAGCGGGUAGGCUUCCGCGCCGUUAACAGCACGGAGCUGAUGCCCGGCCUGGCGAUCACGGCAAUGCUCUGGCAGGACCCACUUGGCCUCGAAGACGACUCGCAAGGCUAA